AUUGCAUACGUGGCGCUGUGGUAGCCAGUAUGCCGCUGUGAAGUGGCAGGUAGCUGAGUGCGAGACGAGCAUAUGUCGUUUUUUCGUUUGCACAGAAAAAUCUGGCUGGGAAAAUGAGGUGGCUUGUUCCGUGCGUGUUCCUAAUCACCUUCGUCGCGAGCGCGCACUGUUACUUUAUCACCGUGGACGCGCACGCGGAGGAAUGUUUCUUCGACAAAGUCGAAUUUGGCACCAAGAUGGGCCUCACGUUUGAGAUAGCGGAGGGUGGAUUCCUAGAUAUAGAUGUAAAGAUAGUUGGCCCCGACGGUAGGAUGAUCUAUCAGGGCGAAGCAGAGAGCAGUGGAAAAUACACGUUUGCCGCACACACUGCAGGUGUCUACACUUACUGCUUCAGUAACCAGAAGAGCACAAUGACGCCAAAAGUCGUCAUGUUCAACAUGGACAUCGAUGAGAGUAAAAAGCAAAAUGAGGAAACCGCUGGCGCGGAAGGUCAAGACGGAGACGCCAGUCAUGGGAAACUGGACGACAUGAUCAAAGACCUGAGCACCAGCUUAUGGGGUGUAAAGAACGAGCAGGAAUACAUGCAGGUACGCGAUCGGAAUCACAGAGCAAUCAAUGAGAGUACAAAUUUCCGCGUUGUGAUGUGGGCGUUCUUUGAAGCGAUGGUUCUGGUUUGUGUGACGAUAGGACAAAUCUUUUAUUUGAAGCGUUUCUUCGAGGUGCGGAGAAUUGUGUAGCUUAAGGUGUGAUUUAAUGUUAUUUACUCCGAAUCAAUUGUACAUUUUUCUAUGUAAUUAAAUUAUAUCCGAUUAUGAUAAGUCAUUCUCAUGCGGUAAAUACAUUCUUCACAUUUUGCCGAUAUGUUAAAUCGAAACUGUACAUCACUAGUGUUAGUAUUAAACGAGAAGAUAUUUCUAAUAGGCAACAAUUUCUAAGAAAACGAGACAUUUUAUGGAGGAAAUCAGUGCAAUUGUGUCUCUAUAUGAUAACCAUUAUUGAGAGAAAAAAAAAUACGUAUCUGUAAUGAAAAAUAUACAUAUACAUCUUUCU
Messenger RNA from Ooceraea biroi (clonal raider ant), 1050 nucleotides. Its product is annotated as transmembrane emp24 domain-containing protein 2. NCBI's taxonomy places the organism in Eukaryota, Metazoa, Arthropoda, Insecta, Hymenoptera, Formicidae. The record is from RefSeq and is a predicted model, not a curated record.